GUAUUCUGCCAGAGCGGUCUGGCAAUUCACAGCCUCUUUUUCCGGGCCUGCUUCCCUACCCCGAGGUGCUUGACUGCAGAGGGGUGCCACUGGAAAGCUCUGCCGCGAAUUGGGCCAAGCGUCUCAUGAAUGAGUUUGUGGCUUGGUCUAACUUCGUGGUGCUAGGUUGCCCAGAGUGCAGGGAUAGCUGCUAUGAGCCGCGGGUGGUCUACCGGAGUCUCGAAGAAGUGAGGCUCUUCUCGGACAGGCUACUUGGCGAGGUUAUGGCUUUUUGUUCCCCGGAUUUGCUUAGGGAUUCCUUAAGUUUAGACGGGAAGAGGGGAGACUUGGACGCUCUCCUUCAGACUCUUGCUCGCUCUAUGCCGAGCCACGACGGCACCGUGCCCCAGGCUCCUCCUGAAAGCGGGGUGGCUCUGCCAGUGUUGGCUGAGCGCAUGGCGGUGCCAGAGGAGGCCGGGCAGGUGAAUCCAGCUGAUUGGUUGGAUCCCUUGAAGGCGGCGGUCUUUGAAAACCUUGAGAGUUUGCGCCUCCCCGAGGAAGCUUGGCAGGAGAUUCCAAUCAGCUGCCACCGAGUUCCUCUCGACCAAGAGGCCGCAGUGAUGCAGAAGUUGCUUGACACCAACAUGGUGGUUUUAGUGCCAGAGUCUGACCUGCCGAGGGCGCAGAAUGGAAAGCUCCUCGUUGGAGGCCUCUUCGCUGUGAAGAAGAACAGCUCAGAGGACCGUCUGAUUUUCGACAGGCGCCCAGAGAACGCGACAAUGCGGCGCUUGCGUUGGGCAUCGUUGCCCAGCGGAGCUUGCUUCACCUGCAUGCUGCUCAGAUCCAAUGAGUACGUCAGGGGCUCCGGUGACGACUUACGUAACUUCUACUACGCCCUCGGGCUGCCCGAGACCUGGAUCAGGUACAACGCUGUCGGUCGCCGAGUGGAUCCCAAGAUCGUGGCCGCAAAGGGCUUGGACCCCAGAGUACCUCACAGAGCUUGCUUCAGGGUGCUCGGGAUGGGAGACAUCAACGCCUGCGAUGUGGCGCAGGCUACUCAUGAAAGCAUACUGCGUGAUGCCGGACUGCUGGAGCCUGAGACAGUUUUGGUGUACGGGAAGAGUGCACCGCUAACUGACAUUUGGGAAGGCGUGUACUUGGACGACCUUCUCGUGGCAAAGCGCUGCACUUACCACAGUGAGGUGCCGCUUGAUGGAAAUUUCGCUCCUCCGCCGGCGCAGGAGGAUGAUGAGGACAUGCAGAGGGUGGCCAAGGCAGAGUCUGCAUACCAGAGCGCGGGCCUGAAGAGAGCUACGCACAAGGCCUUCCGGGCGGAGGUCCAGUUCAAAGCGUGGGGCGCCGAAGUUGACGGAGUGCUAGGACGAGUUUCGGGUCCUCUCGCUGCUCGCCGACAGGUGUGGGUGCUGAUCCGCAAGGUCGUCGCCUUGGGGCGCUGCACCAAGCUAGCUCUUCAGCGAUUGCUCGGCUUGAUCACUUUCCACUUGCAGUUUCGGCGGGAGUUGUUUAGCUUGCAGCAUCACGUGUAUAAGUUCCUCGCGAGCAUGCCAGACCACGAGAUUGUCUGGCUCCCAAGCUUCGUGAUUGACGAGUUGCGCAGCUUAGCUCUUCACCUCCCCUUCUGCUACACAAACCUGCGAAGGUCCAUCGCCGACAAGGCGCUGGCGACCGACGCGACACCGCCUUCAGGAGGGGCGGUCUUGGCCUCAGUGAGGCGCUUCGAUCGACUUGAUCGAGGCUCUGCUUUCCUCGAGGAUGCAGGGGAGCCCAAAGCACCUUCAAUCUUUGCUAGCGUUGCAGCGGAGUGUAUGGAAUGGGAGCCGGUGGCCUCCUACCACUUCAGGCAUACAUCGCACAUCAAUCUGCAAGAAGCCCGGGCCCUGAAGCGCGAGCUGGUGAAGUUUGCUUCAGUUCAUGCCCUUGCCAGCGCCGUGUCGGCCCCCGCAGUGGCUUCGAAGGUUUGGGCUAAUGCAUCGCCUGUGUGUUGUGAAAUGCUGGACCCCGUUGACAUUCUGUACGGCAAAGACGCGUUGGAAGCUCAAUGGGGCCAGGCUUGGCCCGCUCACCAACCUCGCAAGUUCCUGAGACUCAACGGGUGGCCUGAAGGCUGCGAGCUCCACCCUCGCGUGGCGAUCGAGAAUCACCUGUGGCGUCAUGCAGUGCGCCUAGCCAGUCUAGCCUAUGAAAACGGGAUCCCUUUCUUCCUCGAGCACCCUCUGCGCAGCAAGGCGUGGCAGUUUCGUGAGAUUGAGUUGCUUCGCGAGAAGGCUGGGGUCUCACGACACAUUCUUCACAUGUGUGCCUACAGUAACGUGAAUAAUGGUGAGCUGCCCUACAAGAAGCCUACAUGCAUCCUCACUUCAGCCCCUUGGUUCGGAGCAGUGGUGAAAACUUGUCCUGGCUGUACUUUGCAUGGGGGACCACCGCGCGAGCCUCGUCUUAGACAGACUGGUGAGUAUCCCCGAGCUCUUUGCGAUUCGAUUGCCGGUGCUUUCGUGAAGUGGUGUGAUGACCGGGCGUCUCCAGAAC
Messenger RNA from Symbiodinium necroappetens, 2526 nucleotides. The record is from the annotation of a GenBank genome assembly. Lineage: Eukaryota; Dinophyceae; Suessiales; Symbiodiniaceae.